Messenger RNA from Homo sapiens (human), 1561 nucleotides. RefSeq names its product protein phosphatase 1 regulatory subunit 42 (gene PPP1R42). The transcript has 6 exons. The record is from RefSeq and is marked reviewed. NCBI's taxonomy places the organism in Eukaryota, Metazoa, Chordata, Mammalia, Primates, Hominidae. Gene Ontology annotation, cellular component: centrosome; cytoskeleton. The coding region runs from base 149 to 835 and encodes 228 amino acids.
GUAGGGACCCGGCGCCGAUGAAACCGACCAAACUGGAGUUAGCUACCGGACUGUCCCGCGAGCGAAAGUUGGAAAUAAUACCUAAACCUACUUCUUGACAUGGUGUCAAAACAGAGCUUUUGCUGAGAGUUUGAUUUAUAAAGAAAUUAUGGUUCGACUGACCUUGGAUCUAAUUGCCAGAAACAGCAAUCUUAAACCCCGAAAAGAAGAAACCAUUUCACAGUGCCUGAAGAAAAUAACUCAUAUAAAUUUUUCAGACAAAAAUAUAGAUGCAAUUGAAGACCUCUCUCUUUGCAAAAAUCUUAGUGUUUUAUAUUUAUAUGAUAAUUGUAUUAGUCAAAUCACUAACCUGAAUUAUGCCACAAAUCUGACCCACUUGUACCUACAAAACAAUUGUAUUUCAUGUAUAGAGAACCUCAGGUCAUUAAAGAAACUGGAAAAACUGUAUCUGGGAGGCAAUUACAUUGCUGUCAUAGAAGGUUUAGAAGGAUUAGGAGAACUAAGAGAGCUUCAUGUUGAGAAUCAGAGGCUUCCCCUUGGGGAAAAGCUUCUGUUUGAUCCAAGAACUCUUCAUUCUCUGGCAAAAUCCCUCUGUAUAUUGAAUAUCAGCAAUAAUAAUAUUGAUGACAUUACAGACUUAGAACUACUAGAGAAUCUUAAUCAGCUCAUAGCCGUUGACAACCAACUUCUGCAUGUGAAGGAUUUGGAGUUUUUACUGAACAAGUUGAUGAAGCUGUGGAAAAUUGAUCUAAAUGGAAAUCCUGUUUGUCUCAAACCAAAAUACAGGGACAGACUGAUAUUGGUGUCCAAAUCACUGGGUACAUAUUUAUAUUAAUAUAAUUUUUAAGAGAAUGACACCUAGUUAACUUUUUGGUUAUUUUACCAGCAAGCUUUCAGAAAUAUAAAUCUGACAUCUGGAUCUGUGAAAAUUGUCAACUUUAAAUUCAAUAUUUUGAAUAAGAGCAAAAGUUAAAAUUGACAAAUAAAGCAUGAAAAACAUCUGCUGUUCAGAAGUAAUUAAAGCACCUGAUACUUAUUCCUUAAGGAGGAUAUUUUGCUAUUACCAAUAAAAAUGGUUAGUCAUAAAUGUGUAGAACUUGCUGACCUUUUGCCAAACUUUCGUUAGCACAAAUCCUUUGAUGAUCCCAAGAGACUCCUUAGCUCUUGGUUCUGUAGAUAAAAUUGAUCAAAGUUUUCAUUGCUUGACAUUUGCCAAAUGUUACCCUAAGAACAUACAGGAAUCCCUUUCGUUUGAUAGGAGAGCUGGGUGACGAGACCCUUUAUGAGAUCCUUACAAAUAACAUUCCUGAAUGUGCACCAUACUGGGGGAAAUGGACAAAAACACUCGAUUAAUAGUGACCAAGUGACACAGCAUCAGAAAGAUGGGCAGUGACCUCUCACGAAGGCUAUGGGAGUCAUUUUAUGUUUUUUAGGUUACCCAGUCCUCACCAAAUAGAGUGACAAUCCACAUAUUUGGUUUACUUAGCAUGAGUGGAAGCAAAUUUUGUAUUGAGAGAAACUUAUUAAAAUGAAAUAAAUCUCAUAGUUCUAUAAUCUUGAA